Molecule: messenger RNA, 1335 nt
Organism: Eurytemora carolleeae
Lineage: Eukaryota; Metazoa; Arthropoda; Copepoda; Calanoida; Temoridae
Exons: 18
Coding region: 1-1299 (432 amino acids)
Biological process (GO): proteolysis
Molecular function (GO): serine-type endopeptidase activity
Source: RefSeq, a predicted model, not a curated record
AUGUUUUCAAAGGUUUCUGAGUUUUUAUGGAAAAUAUUCCUAAUCAUAAGUUUGUUCAACUUUACGAAUGGAGUAGACUCCGAACCCCACGAUACGCAUGGAAAAGACUCUGAGCCCCUCUUUACGCCUGAAAAGGACUCCGAGUCCCACUAUACGCCUGAAAAGGACUCCGAGCCCCACUUUACGCCUGAAAAGGACUCCGAGCCCCAUUCAGAAGACAUAAAUCACAACCCAAGUAAAUUCCAUUCCAUCCUGUAUAAAGAAUUACCGUUUACCAAAGAAAAGGGAAACCACACUAACUCAGAAAUGCUAGAGAAUCCAUUUGGAUGUGAAUGUGGUGCUGGGGAUUAUGGAGAGACAGUGGAUUCAGAUAUAUCCCUUCAUCAGGAGUAUUCCUUCCCACCCAUCACUAACCGUAUAGUUAACGGAUACGAUGCAAAGCAAAAGCCAUGGAUGCUGUUUUUGCAUAUAAAAUCUAGAUUUGAUGAGAGUGUUUCAACCAGCUGUGGAGCGACCAUUCUAAAUCCGAGAUGGGCCAUCACAGCAGCACAUUGUUUGUGCAGUCCAAGCGAUCUUCGGGCUGGACUAAUUUGUGAGAGAAAGGAUGGUGUAACCAAAGCUAUGUACAAACCAUACGAUCCAAAUUUGGGAUUUGACAUGUUUAUAUAUUUUGGAACUUCUGCAAUACACUUUAUAUUGAAUGGAGAUGAAAGAGAUGUUAGAAAAUUUAGAUUAAGUUUAAAGAAGGUUCUAAUACAUCCUGGAUUCCUACUUUCUUCUAAAGAUAUGAGUGAUGUUGGGGCUGAUGUGGCAUUGAUUCAGACCAGGAGAUCCAUUCCUUUCUCAGAGAGUGUAUCACCCAUUUGCCUACCAGGACCAACUUUUAGAGAUGAAGAAGUAGAUGCCUUUAUAGUUGGAUAUGGGAGAACUUCAGAUGCUUUCUGUAUGACUACUGGGGAGGGACCUGAUCCGUUCAAACAGUGUAGAAGUCUAGCACUAGUUAGUGUUCCAUACAAAUAUGAGAAUGGAUAUCAACCUGAACCUUUUAGUGGGUGCUCUUUUCUACCAACACCACAGAGUUUCAAUCCUCGUUGCAGUUUGUCAAUGAUAGAGACUGCUCUGAACCAGAAUGGAAUGUCCUGGGAACAGGAUGUUACCAGGAAUGGGUUUGUAACCCUGGAAUACAAUGGCGUAAAUUCCACUUGCUACAGGAAUACCCCUUCACUAGAGAACCAUGGUUGGUGUGGGGUCUGUGAUACUGUAAGAUAUUUUGACAAAAAAAAUAGAAAUAAAGUUUAAAAAAAACGAAAAAUUGAGUUUUUGCCACAAAAUCAA